AUGCUCGGAACCAAAGUUAAUCAACAAAAAUGCAUUUAUGCAUCCCAUUAUUCAUUACAGAUUCAACAACCGUCUGCCGAGAAUGGAAUGAAUAAAAAUUUCGAUGUGCAAUAUAUUUCUGAAGUAGAAGAACGGUUAGGUGUGGUUGUGAGAUUGUAUGCAAUGGUGGAAUGUCCCGUGGGGAAAAUUAAAGCAGAAAUGUUAAUCGAGCAAAUUCGGGCUGAAAUUUUGCCAUUUGAUCGGACAUUCGGAUAUCAUCCUAUCAACGAUAUUGGAAAUAAUGCUCAGUUGGCCAGUCAUCUCGGUACGGUAUUAAGCACAAUUGGACGACAAUGCUCUCAAAUAUGCAGAGGACGCAGGCAGGAAAUGCCAAAUAUUGGUAUUGUUGUAAUACGCGACAACAUUGUUCACUGCUGCAUUUUGGGCGAUAUGGUCUUUUCUUUGCUACGAAAAAAUCCUGAUUCGUAUGCCAGCAGAGUUGGAUCUCAACAGUACACACUUCUCAGCAAUUACAAUGCACCAUCGACAAUGAUGCAACCAUCAGACUUACGAUUUUUUGUAUUUACCAAGGAAUCAAUUCGAUUACUGUUAAAAGUAGUUCCAUCGCUAGAUUUAUUCUCAAAAAGCCAUGACGAAAUAACGUGGUUGCUGCAUUUGUGGCAGAUGGAGAUGUACACAAAGAACCCAUAUGAAGUGCCUGGAGCUGGAUUCAUACUCGUUGAUAAAUUAUCAAAACUGAUUGACGAUAACAAUUUUUCCUUGGGACCGAAUUUUGCUGAAAAAUUUUUGAAGGUGGGAGAGUUGCAAGCAUAUAAGAUAAAAAAGCAACGAAGGCAAAAGAUGAUGGAAAAGAAAUUGGAACAAUUGAACAUAUUCAAAAGAUCAAAAAUUUUAAUAAGUCAGUAUAGCGCCUAUUUGGAAACGCAGUUAAAACAGAUUCAAGAAACGGACAUCAGAAUAAGGAAACUUAUCAAUGAAUUAAUUGAUGACGAACGGGAUGAAAUGUUUGGUUAUAUGAAGCGCGAAGAAGAGAUUUCCAAUUUAGAAAGAGAAUGUGGGCAACAUCAAAGGUCGUUGAAAGAAAAAUUAUCCGCCUUAAGACGAUGUCAAAAAAAACAAUUGGAUGAAUUGCGAUUCUUCUUGCUUAUGCCCCUAAAAUAUAAAGAUGUUGUAAAAUGUGAAAUGCUUAUAAAUAUCGAAAAACUUCAACAGAGAUCACAAAUUGUGUCGUCCGGAAGACGCGUAAUUUUUUUGGAGCAGGCAUAUUAUGACUGUUACCGAUUAAGCCGUAUUACAAUGUACCAGAGCAAAAUUGAGCAAGAUUUGGAAAGCAUGAAGAAACAAAUGGAAGAAACAAUUAGGGAUGCUUGUAAAACGCAGUGGAAAUUAAGUGCUAUUAAGUCACAGAUUGAACAGAACAAACGAUGGGCUAGAACAGCACAGGAGACUAGACCAGCAUGGAGGGUUGGAUCAGCACGGGGGAAAUCAGAAUGGAGAAAUGGAUCAGUGCGGGGGAGAUCAGAAUGGCGGACUGGAUCAAUGCAGGAAAGAUCAGCUUGGAGAAUUGGAUCAGCACGAGGGAUUGGCUCAGCGAGGGGGUUUGGCUUUGCGAAGGGGGUUGGCUUAGCACGGGGGAUUGGUUCAGCACGGGGGAUUGGCUCAGCUGGGAGGGUUGGCUCAGCAAGAGGGAUUGGCUUAGCACGAGGAUUUAGAUCAGUAUACCGUAGUAGACCAACAUCGUUUCAAAACUAUGGGAGAGGAGAUGGCAGCGUGCAACAGAAUUUUCAUGCAGCAACAAAUGGACGCUCAUUCUAUGGCCGUGGAUUUCAAAAGCAGCGCUGGCGCCGUCAUGCAAACAACAUGGUGUUCUGA
Messenger RNA from Acanthocheilonema viteae, 1872 nucleotides. The record is from the annotation of a GenBank genome assembly. Lineage: Eukaryota; Metazoa; Nematoda; Chromadorea; Rhabditida; Onchocercidae.